Ceratina calcarata is the source of this 7644-nucleotide messenger RNA. It is a transcript of the gene ATP8B, whose product is annotated as ATPase phospholipid transporting 8B. The record is from RefSeq and is a predicted model, not a curated record. Gene Ontology annotation, molecular function: magnesium ion binding; ATPase-coupled intramembrane lipid carrier activity; ATP hydrolysis activity. The transcript is spliced from 17 exons. Gene Ontology annotation, biological process: phospholipid translocation; Golgi organization. Bases 3052 to 7392 code for a protein of 1446 amino acids. Gene Ontology annotation, cellular component: plasma membrane; trans-Golgi network. Lineage: Eukaryota; Metazoa; Arthropoda; Insecta; Hymenoptera; Apidae.
CUUUUUUAACUGGAAUCGUACAUUUUUUUCAUCGACUGGUUAAUGCAGCUUGACAACUAAGAUUGUCUUGAUCUCGAUUUGUAUUUUGAUAAAAUUAUUGUUAUUCAUAAUAACUAACUCAUCGACGUUACACUUUAUCGAUUAAGUUUUGCGUGAACAAUUAUUGUAAGAGUCUAAAAUUCGAGCAGAAAUAGAGUCCCGAAAGUAUGGAUUAACUGCAACCUUAUUAAAAGACAAAAUGUACGGCAAUGCUGCAAUUUAUGUUACUUAAUAAUCAGAAGACAAUCUAAAAACAUUAACCUACCGUUUCUAUGUUAAAGAUGUUGCCAUUAUGUCACACAGUGAAUGAAUAUAAGAAACGCACGCAUGAUCAUCAACACAAAUCUGACAAAUCAGUUUUUUCAUCUCUUUCGUCCGUCAUAAGAAGAUUAAUUGGUGAAUAGUUAUCGAUAGAACGUGACAUAUCGUAACAAUUUAGGACAAAAGUAUUUGAAAAUGUCAUGACUGGCAUUUGGCAUUUGCAAAAUGUCACUAGUACUACCAUCAGCCUAUCCUAUUUAGUUAGAAAUGGCUCCACAAGUAUUGUGAGUUACUUUUAGCUAAAUGCUGAAUGAUGCCCGAUAUUCUCAUUUCGUGCGUACAAUAAAAAAAUAUUAUGAGAAAACCAAUACUUCUCGAUGUGACAUAUUAUAGGCCCAAGGAAAAGAAAAAAUUAUACUAUAGCGUUUCAGUUAAAACGGUUGCGUGUCACGAGAAUUUUCGCGUUCUACUCCUUGCGCGCGUAAGUAUGGUUCUCCCUCCCGUUUUUUCCUCGAUCGAGGCGCGCACGGAUGCGGAGAAAUGCCGCCCCGCGGUUUUAUCCGUCAGUCGAGAAUGGCGUAAGCUUCCGACCGGACGGCCUUUACGAUCAGUGAACGUUUUUCGUACGAACAUGAAAUCCGUGAGGAUCGCCGCGUCGCGACUCUGAUAUACUUACUUGUUGAAAAAUAACAAUACAAAAAGAAAGAUCGAGUACUUGUAUCGUGAUAUUCAGUGCCUGUCGUUUGAAAUCAGUUUCUACAAUUUCUAAGUUCGAACUUGCACUCGCGAGAACAUCGAUAAACCUCGUAGCCUGCGGAUCGAUCGUUGUUAGUGAACCAGUGAGAAAUAAUUCGUUGUUUCCCUUCAGGAAUUUCAUUCGAACGCAGUACCUUCUGAAUUUUGUUUUGGUCACUGAACUUUAGUAGUUCUCCGUUGUAUACUUGGCGCCUGGACUAAGUGCGUUGUUUAACCUUAUUGACACUAAAAAACGUUAAGAUUAUUACAGGGAUUAAUCGAAAGAAUGUUUCCGAGCAACGUGGUUUCGAAAGUGGUCGUGAUUUGGUGGUCGCUCUCGACACCUUGAAUCACUUAGGCGAAGGUGGUCGAUCGCUGCGAAGGAUUUCUACUAACCUUGACCUAGUGUGAUCAAUUCGCUGUGUCGCGAACGCAACUCAGGUCAAGCAAACUGUUCGAGUGGGAAACCCCACAAGAUAUUUCUGACCAUUGAACGGAAAACGGUUUUAUUAUAUCGGUGAAUAGUGCUAAGGAAAUACCUUCUUGAACCGUUAUUUUAAACAGUGUUUCCUGCGACUAUCAACGUGUGAAUUAAAAACUGUAGGUGUCGUGUACAGUUAGUUUGAUGACGAAUCGUGAAAACGUCAAAUGAAACAUCUACUAUGCGAACACAUGAUUUCAGGUGCUCUUCAAGCGUGUGCUCCCAAGGUACAGUGCGGGAGGGAGUAGGUGAGACUUGGCGACAAAUAGGAAGGGUGUUCUCGGACACCAAAAGCUGGGGUACCCUGACGAGGAGGUCCUGGAGGAGGAGGUGGGUCGCAGGAGAAAGAAAAGAAAGGAGGUGACCAUCCACCCCACAUGGACGCCACCCCCAAAGGACCCCCCGUACCCCCCACAUCGGAUAUCCUGUCACCAUUAUUUAGCUGCAGAAUAUCCGACCUAAACUUAAGGGCGUCGUUCUCAACCCCGCAUCGCCGUCAACGUUGCCGUCGAAUAUUGAGACAUUUGUCACUUGAUGCUCGUCAUACGACGAAAACGAUCGGCCACGCGUCAUCUCUAUCUUACACGUGCCUCAACUUCUCUCGUCUUUUUCGGCGUAAAUUAAAACGAUUGCCGAUCUCCUAUUUCCGCGUCCACAAUAAUAAUCGACCGCAAAAGCUAAACAUUCCCGUCUGCCGCGGUGCGGUCCAAUCGUCGACAGAUAGCAAUCGUUCCCUGUGUUCGUUGGCAAGAAGAAACGUUAUCGGAUUGAGAUCGCCGGAUUCAAGAAUAGGUAACGACGUACGAACGUUCGCAACGACGUUACUCUCGGUAGACGAAGGCAGCAAAUCAUUUUUUACCCUCGUUUUUACACCACGGCGACAGAGCCAUAAGUUUGAUGAAUUUUUUACAACACCGCUCGUGGUACGUCGUAAACCUGGGAAAGUAUUUUUAAGAGGUGUCGCUUUCUCUGUGAAACAUAUCUACAGACUCCGUCCAAGAGCGCCUAACUCCGAGCUGCAGCCUAAUAAACCACGCAAACAAUGUCACGCAGCGCUGCCACGCGUCCCAUGCAAGAAACCCCGUUGAAUCGCGGAAAACCCGCGUGACCACUAGCAGCUAUCGAAAAGCAUCGCGCUUUCUCAUGGUAACCCUUCCAACGAUAGCGAAUUACAAAUUUCUUCUGAACGAAAUUAUCAUAAGACUGUGAACAUCAGGAACUUGUCCGUUGAAUGAAAGUCCGUAAAACCACGGUGUUAAUAAAUUUGAUUAACAUGUCGUGGAUUAAUUAAACACUUCGAAUGGAGCUCAAAAGACACGUGAUGUAUGAUACUAAAACGAUAAAAUAGUCAUUGAAAAGUUAUUCUCGUAAGAAACAGUGAGAUUUAUAGAACGUAUAAAAUAGUUGCUUGGUAUCGGUAAAAAAUGCCGAUUAAAGGACACGGCCAACGAACGAUUAAUGGACACGUAGUCGGGAACAGACAUCGUGAUUCAACGAAGACAGAGUUAACGGGCUAAUGCCGUCCUGUACCUGCAAUGAUUCGCGAGGACGAAGAAGAGGAGGGACCCAGGUGGAAAUAUGUAAGAGGCAAGGCGGACAUCGUCUCGUCGGCACGGCUAAAGUGCCACGAGGAAGAAGAGGUGAAGGACUGCGACGAGGCGGACAGACUCUCGCUGGCGUGUACCGCGACGAAAUCCGACGCGGAAGAUAGCCGGAAGGCAUCGACGGCCGCUGCGUCGAUCUGCAACGACGAGGAGAGUUCCGGUACCAGACGAAAGAAGAAACGGCGUCGAAAAACGAGAAAGAAACAGCUGUUGCAUUUGCAACAGCUGCCACAGGAGGGAUCUGAAGUGAACACAGUGGUGAAUCUGCCUUCGUCUUCGGAUGAGGUCGAGGCAGUCGGCGAAUGCUCGAAAAGGGAUUCGUCCAGUAGUUUGGGUGGCGCGAGCAGGCAUAACACCCUUCGAGAAUCAUUGCUAACUGUGCUAGGCAAGCUGGUGAUUUGGAAGGGAACUAGGUAUCGUUCGGCCACCGCAGCAUCCUCUUCGCCGCCAGUGCCACCCAACUCGCCACCCGCGACCGAGUGCAUCGGUCGUAGCACUUCAUUUUUCUCCAGUGAAACGGAGAGGAGAAUUCGCGCCAAUAAUCGCGAGUUCAACUCACAGUUUAAUUAUGCGAACAACUACAUCAAAACGUCCAAGUAUUCGGUUCUGACGUUCCUACCAUUAAAUUUGUUCGAGCAAUUUCAGCGGCUCGCUAACUUUUACUUCCUAUGCCUGCUGGUGCUUCAGAUGAUCCCCGCUAUCUCCUCCUUGACUCCCAUCACUACAGCUAUACCCCUUAUAGGGGUGCUCAUGCUCACUGCCGUCAAAGAUGCCUACGACGAUUUUCAACGGCAUAGCAGCGAUUCGCAGGUGAACAAUCGGAAGUCGCAAACGCUGCGAGGUACCAGCCUCCGCGAGGAGAAAUGGUCGCAAGUGCAAGUGGGCGAUGUUAUUAGGAUGGAAAAUGAUCAGUUCGUUGCAGCCGAUGUCCUUCUUUUAUCUACUAGUGAGCCGAACGGUCUUUGUUAUAUAGAAACCGCAGAAUUAGAUGGGGAGACGAAUUUAAAGUGUCGGCAAUGCUUAACCGAAACUGCCGAGAUGAUGGAUAAUCAUGAGUUAAUCGGUCAAUUUGACGGGGAAAUUGUUUGCGAAACUCCUAAUAAUUUGUUAAAUAAAUUUGACGGUACUUUAACGUGGAGAGAACGGAAAUUCCCACUGGACAAUGACAAAAUUAUAUUACGAGGUUGCGUGCUCCGAAAUACGCAGUGGUGCUACGGUGUAGUCAUCUUUGCAGGGAAGGAUACCAAAUUGAUGCAAAACUCAGGGAAGACCAAAUUUAAGAGGACCUCUAUAGAUAGGCUGCUGAAUCUUCUCAUCAUCGGGAUAGUGUUCUUUUUACUUUCUAUGUGUUUGUUUUGUAUGAUCGGUUGUGGUAUAUGGGAGAGUCUGGUGGGCCGUUAUUUCCAAGUGUAUCUACCAUGGGACUCGUUGGUGCCUACCGAGCCUAUGGGCGGUGCCACAGUGAUCGCUCUACUUGUGUUCUUUUCAUAUGCUAUCGUACUGAACACGGUGGUGCCAAUCAGUUUAUACGUGAGUGUCGAAGUUAUCCGGUUCGUUCAGUCAUUUUUGAUCAACUGGGACGAAGAGAUGUACUAUGCACCCACGAACACGCACGCUAAAGCAAGGACUACUACGUUAAACGAAGAAUUGGGACAGAUAGAAUAUAUAUUUUCCGAUAAAACCGGAACAUUGACGCAGAAUAUUAUGACUUUCAACAAGUGUUCUGUGGCAGGAAAAUGUUACGGGGAUGUCAUCGACGAAGUUACCGGGGAAGUCGUCGAUUUAAGUGAGACGGACAAAGCUGCCCGAACACCUACGAUGCGAUGGAAAAACGGACAGGAAUUUGUUCAAAUUUAUUCACCACUAAGCGGUCCGAACGUGCGUCUACUGGAACAUGUCGACCGGAUAGCCAAUAUAAUUCCAGGAUCUAAUGGCGAUCUACAUAAAUUUUCAACAUUGCCAGCUUUGGAUUUCUCGUUCAACAAGGAUUACGAGCCAGACUUCAAGUUCUACGAUUCUGCACUGCUCGACGCUGUAAAGAGGAAUAACGAGGAUGUUCACAGUUUUUUUCGAUUAUUGGCACUUUGUCAUACGGUUAUGCCGGAAGAAAAAAGCGGCAGGUUAGAGUAUCAAGCGCAGUCGCCGGAUGAAGCUGCACUUGUAUCCGCAGCUAGAAACUUUGGUUUUGUAUUCAAAGAAAGAUCUCCAAAUAGCAUAACCAUCGAAGUUAUGGGGAAACGCGAGAUAUACGAACUGCUUUGCAUUUUGGACUUUAACAACGUUAGAAAAAGAAUGUCUGUGAUUCUAAGGAAAGACGGGCAUCUUAGGUUGUACUGCAAAGGUGCGGACAACGUUAUCUACGAACGGUUGAAAAAGGGCAGCGAGGACAUUAAGGCAAAAACGUUAGAUCAUCUCAAUAAAUUUGCGGGCGAAGGUUUGAGGACAUUGUGUCUUUCCGUGAGGGAUCUCGAUGAACAGUUUUUCAACGAUUGGAAGCAACGUCAUCAAGAAGCUGCCAUGAGUCAAGAGAAUAGGGACGAUAAAUUGGACGCGAUUUACGAAGAGAUAGAGAAAGAUAUGACUUUAUUAGGCGCUACUGCUAUUGAAGACAAAUUGCAAGAUGGUGUACCUCAAACGAUUGCUAACUUGGCUCUUGCUGGUAUCAAGAUCUGGGUAUUAACCGGUGAUAAACAAGAAACGGCUAUCAAUAUUGGCUACUCCUGUCAGCUGUUAACAGACGACCUUACAGAUGUUUUUAUAGUCGAUGCCACUACCUACGAUGGGGUCGAAAAUCAGUUAGCGCGGUACUUGGAAACUAUUAAAACAACCUCCAAUCAUCAAAAUCGUCCAACACUCUCCGUUGUCACAUUCAGGUGGGACAAGGAAAGCAGUGACACUGAAUACAAUGCUAGCAGAGAUGAACAAGACGAACACGAGAUGGAACAAGCAACAGGAUUCGCGGUAGUAAUUAAUGGACAUUCCUUGGUUCAUGCGUUGCAUCCGCAGCUUGAGCAACUGUUCCUUGAGGUAUCAAGCCAAUGUAAAGCAGUGAUAUGUUGUCGCGUGACUCCUUUGCAAAAAGCGAUGGUAGUCGAAUUAAUAAAGAAAAAUAAGAAUGCUGUGACACUCGCGAUCGGUGACGGGGCUAACGAUGUCUCGAUGAUAAAGACAGCUCACAUAGGUGUCGGCAUCAGUGGACAAGAAGGAUUACAAGCUGUACUAGCGUCUGAUUACUCGAUAGGACAAUUUAGAUUUCUGGAAAGACUGCUCCUUGUCCAUGGUAGAUGGUCGUACUAUAGAAUGAGUAAAUUUCUUAGAUAUUUUUUUUACAAGAACUUCGCGUUCACAUUAUGCCACAUCUGGUUUGCCUUUUUCUGUGGAUUCAGCGCACAGACUGUAUUUGAUCCUAUGUACAUUUCUGUCUACAAUCUGUUUUAUACGUCGUUACCCGUGAUGGCAGUCGGUAUAUUCGAUCAAGAUGUUGAUGAUAAAUAUAGUUUAAUGUAUCCGAAACUCUACGCACCCGGAUUACAAAAUUUACUUUUCAAUAAAAAGGAAUUUUGCUGGAGUGCCAUACAUGGCUUUUUUGCCAGUUGCGUAUUGUUUUUAGUUCCGUAUGGAACUUAUAAGGAUGGAGUAUCACCAAAGGGCUAUGUACUUUCUGAUCAUAUGUUACUGGGAAGUGUUGUAGCCACUAUAUUAGUCAUAGUCGUGACUGUUCAAAUAGCCCUUGAUACAUCGUACUGGACGAUUGUUAAUCACAUUAUGGUUUGGGGCUCGCUCAUUUGGUAUUUUAUUUUAGAUUACUUCUAUAAUUUCGUCAUAGGUGGUAGUUAUGUUGGCAGUCUCACAAUGGCAAUGUCUGAACCAACGUUUUGGUUCACAGCAGUCAUUUCGUGUAUUAUACUAGUAAUACCUGUACUGUCGUGGAGAUUCUUCUUCAUAGACGUCAGGCCAACGUUGUCUGAUCGUGUCAGGCUUAAGCAGAGGUUGGCAAAACUUCGUUCUCGGCAAAGUCAAGACAUACUCCGUACACCUUCGACGAGGCGGACUCGACGAUCUCUUCGUUCGGGAUAUGCUUUCGCUCAUCAAGAAGGUUUCGGCAGGCUCAUCACAUCCGGCAAGAUCAUGCGAAAAUUACCAAAUGGUGCUGAUUUUAAGUUUGCCAUGCCGUUUACGAACAAUACCAGCAAACAAGUUAGUGUCGCUACUACUUCACCAAAGGACAAUGCAUCCAAAAAUUCGCACAGUUUGGAUACUAUUAAUCUCUAAUCUGGACAUUAUAUUACAAGUAUCUCCAUCAUCUAUUCAAAAUUUCGGAUGAAUGAUCUGCUAACGCAAUAGCAUUAAUACAAAAAGGGUUCUUCGAAUUUCUUUCAAAUGAAUCUUUUUAUUUUAACGACAAACGCGGGUUUUCUUCAUAUGCAAUUGAAACAUCAGAUACUUUCUUUUAAUUGUAAUUUAUUCCUCAUUACGAGUAAUAAAGAUAAAAAUAUUAUGAUGUACCACGGAUUGCAAAACGUU